CGGACAUUGGGAGAGAUCUGUCUAGGCCUCCUAUGGGAAAAGAAUGAGGCUGAGGUCAGUCAUGGGGAAGUCAAUGCGCCGAUAUGCACCAGCAGACCUGGGGGCCAUGCUUCUCCCGCUUCUCCUCUUGCUUCAGCUGGAUCCUAUGAGGGCCAUGGACAAUCAGACUGAGAAAGAAAGAGAUUUCUGCUCUGGAGAAAUGGAUCUAUCUCUGUACACGGCCGCUCGGUGCCUUCUUUUUUGUAACAGAAGUGCUUCAAAGUGUAACCCUGAGGUGAUAGAGAGAUUUUGGAAAAAAAAGGAGGAAGAAUUGGCUAAAGAAAAUUCAGUAAUGCGUGUUUUGGAUGAGCCCUCAGUGAAGGCAAUAAUCGAGGAUGUCCCUGUCAACACUUCCCAAGACAUCUUCUUCUCCUUCUCACCAUCUCAGGAAUUGAAGGUGCCAACGAGACUGAAUGGAAAUGAGACGGCGGCACCCAACAGAGUCCGGCUUCCCAGAAGCCUAUUUGAAAACCUGAGGACACGCACAAACUCUGUCCGAGUCAUCCUGAUGGUCAUCAACGCUGGAGAAGGAGAAAUAUUCAAGGGCUCAGCCACUGGCCAGAAGUUCAGCAGCUCUGUGCUAGACAAUCACAUAGUUGGCAUUCGGGUCGGAACUGAGCCCAUUAAGGAUCUGCAUGAACCUGUAGAGAUCAUCUUCUCCCACAAGCAGCAGCACCAGAAACUCCAGUGUGUUUUCUGGGAGGAUAAUAAAGGUACAACUACAGACUGGAAAUCCACAGGUUGCUCCACAGAGCAAAGGACCAACCAGACCAUCUGCCGCUGCGACCACCUGACCUUCUUUGCCCUACUGCUGAAGCCAGUCCUUGAUGCCACCACAGUGAAGGCUCUGAUUAAAAUCUCUCUUGCUGGAUGUAUCACUUCCCUGUUAUUCCUGAUUUUCACCAUAAUUCUCUAUUUUGUCCUGAGGUUCACAAGGCAGAGGUUCAAGUCAGAAGAUGCCCCCAAAAUCCAUGUGGCCCUUAGCAUCAGCUUGGUCCUUCUGAAUCUCACCUUCAUCAUCAGCCUGGGGAACAACUCCCCAGAGCAAGGAGCCUCCUGCCGGGCACAGGGAGGGAUCUUCCAUUACUUCCUGCUCUGUUGUUUCACCUGGAUGGGGAUAGAGGCCUUCAACCUGUACCUGCUGGCUAUCAAGAUCUUCAACACAUACAUAAGCCACUACUUCCUGAAGCUCUGUCUGGUGGGCUGGGGACUUCCCAUCUUAGUGGUCUUAAUCACUGGAAGCACCAGCAGCUACGGACGCUAUGACAUCAAGGAUGGGGCUAACCAUACCACCUUGGAGCUGUGCUGGAUAGAGAACAGAACAGCCCUGCACAUCACAGUCCAUGGCAUGUUUGCCGUCACCUUCCUCUUCGGUGGUGUGGUCCUAGGCCUGGUAGCUUGGAAGAUUUUCCACCUCCAUGGCUCCGCGGCAGGCAAGGAACAAAGCCAGACCUGGAAGGGCAUUGUCACUGUGCUCGGCAUCUCCUGCUUGGUGGGCGGAACGUGGGGACUGGUCCUCUUCACCCCAAUUGGUUUCACUGCCAUCUACACCUUCACACUACUCAACUCUCUCCAAGGUGUUUUCAUCUUCAGCUGGUUUGCCAUCCUUUACUACCCAAGUCUAAAAGGGGAGUCUUCAUCCAGUACUGCCAAGACAAACCAGAGCAAUUCUGCAUCCCGAGAGUAGACACAUCCAUGCAUCUUUCAACAUUGGUUUCAGGAGGAACUGACACAGUUGGGUGUGGUGGUUGAGGGGAGACCCAGGGCUUGGAAGCAAAUACUAACUUCAUCCUAGACUUUUUUUGCAGGGCAGUCAGAGUUAAGUGACUUGCCCAGGGUCACACAGCUAGUAAGUGUCAAGUGUCUGAGGCCAGAUUUGAACUCAGGUCCUCCUGAAUCCAGGGCCAGUGUUUUGUCCACUGAGCCACCUAGCUGCCCCCAUCCUAGACUUCUUAACUCCAGGUCACUCAAGUCCAACCCGGCCCUCCUCCAAAUGGGCAAAGGAAUCUGGCAACAGUGGGGUGGCCAACUUCAAAAAUCAUAAAGGUUGGUCUUUGGGCCUCUCUUAACCUCUACUUUUGAGACUGUGCCUGAUGGUCUCAUCUUAUGCCCUCAUUAUUCUCCCCCACCACUCCAAGACCCAUCAACCUUGACCAAUACACAAAUAGUCUUAGAUCUCAGAGGAGUCUUAGUGAUCAUCUAUAGUCUAAAGGUUCUCAGCCUUUCUUUGUGUGUUAUGGACCUCUUUGGUAGUCUGGUGGAACUCUUUGUUAGAAUAAUGUUAUUAAAUGCAUAGAUAAAAUAUUUCACAAAGGAAACCAAUUAUAUUGAAAUAUAGGUGUCAAAUUUUUUUGAAGUUCACAGACCCCAAAGACCUCUUCAUCUAGUCUAACAGCCCCACAUUUACCCUAGUAUUUUACCAAUAAGAAAAUGGAGGCUCCAAGGUCACACAGCUAGUCAAGGGCACAACCAGGAUAGAACUGAGGUAUCCUGAACCCCAGUCCAGUAGUCUUUCUAUCACUACACAGGAAUGUCCCACAUCUUCAGAAUUUGCCUGUCCUGUUUCCCACAGCCAUAGGACCCUGAACUUAGCUAGCUGACAAAGCAAAAAACAUCUCAACCAACAAUAUUCUCUCUCUCUCUCUCUCUCUCUCUCUCUCUCUCUCUCUCUCUCUCUCCCUCAAAGGAAUCUAAUGUGAAAACCUUACUCAAUGAAGCUAGCAGAUAGGUGGGAUAUUUGGGGGAUAGGGUGCAAUAUUCUUUAAGUCACACCCCCUAAUCAGCUUCCUAUUCUGUCAACCCCUAAGGCCCCCUUGAACAUCAUAAUAGUCUGACCAGGGCACACCUAGACUAAGGAUUUCCCGAUUUCUUCCCUUCUCCUUCUUCCUCAUGUUGGAUCCAUCGUGACUUUGUGGGAGCUUACAUUGAUUUGUGGUGGGGAGAAGGGAUUAGGUGGGAGAGUUUAGAGCACCAGGCUCAAGUCCCUGGAUGGCCCGGCAAGGCAUGGAGCCCCCAGGGGAGUGACUCUUGGUAAGUCACUUUCCCAGGCUGAGUCUCUGUCUUGACAUCCAAAGCCUUAGGUAAGGUUUCAGAACUUGACUGCCUUUUCUGAGAAGGCUCAACUUAGCCGACCUUCUCCUGGUCCCAGAGAUGGUCGAAGGAAGAGAGGAGACUACUGCUGUACCCAGAAGAGUAGCUUCAAUACAAUACAACAAACAUUUAUUAAGUGCCUGCUGCGUGUAGAGCCAUUGGGGGGGGUCACUGAGGGAGAACCAAAUUUAGGUAAGACAAGUUUCUGUCCCAGAAGCCUUAAUUAAUGCCCAACUUGAGCUCAGCAAAAUAAGCAUGUACAAAUCAAAUCCUACUUUCUCUUUAUUUUAGAUUAACCUUCAAUUGGUUCCUAACUCAGUUCCCUCCUUGGUCAAAUAAUCCAUAAUCUUUAUUUAUAAUAGCACUUGAGGUUUUCAAAGCACUUUACACAUUGACAAAAUAUUAGGAGACCUCCUGUUUUCCAGAGCUAAAGCCCAGCAAGCAAGCUAUGCCCUGAGCUUGGAAGGACAACAAUCCUUUGCGAUCACACUCUGGAUGAUCUCACCCUCUGGGCUAGUCACAUAAUUUACCAGGUGUUCUCUGAGCUGGACAAGCACUGGACAAACUUGGAAAGUCCUGCAAUUAAUCAAACUUGUCACAUGCUUGCUGCUCCCUCAUUGUCAGGGCUACAACUCACUGGGAAGCCACUAGUAUAAGUUCUGAGAUCUCCUCACACUGCCUCCAGCCUCCCGACGAGGGGCAGACCCUGGCAGACGUGUCUAUAGCUCCUCCUUGCUUGCAAGACUUUUUCCUCACUUUGAAAAUAAAGCUUCUCUUUGAU
This is a messenger RNA of Dromiciops gliroides (monito del monte), 3910 nucleotides long. RefSeq names its product adhesion G protein-coupled receptor G3 (gene ADGRG3). The coding region runs from base 44 to 1726 and encodes 560 amino acids. The transcript is spliced from 12 exons. Gene Ontology annotation, cellular component: membrane. Gene Ontology annotation, molecular function: G protein-coupled receptor activity. NCBI's taxonomy places the organism in Eukaryota, Metazoa, Chordata, Mammalia, Microbiotheria, Microbiotheriidae. The record is from RefSeq and is a predicted model, not a curated record. Gene Ontology annotation, biological process: adenylate cyclase-activating G protein-coupled receptor signaling pathway; cell surface receptor signaling pathway.